Molecule: messenger RNA, 2202 nt
Organism: Sphaeroforma arctica JP610
Lineage: Eukaryota; Ichthyosporea; Ichthyophonida
Exons: 4
Coding region: 1-2202 (733 amino acids)
Source: RefSeq, a predicted model, not a curated record
AUGUCGUUAGAUCCACUCGACGAAACAACUUUACCCGUCAGAUCGGCGUCGAUGCAAGCUCAGAACAUCAAUACACAGUCACACACACUCAAUGGGUCCCAAAUAGGGGCAGUAUAUCCGAUUCCCCCGAUGAACAGUCCGAAAAGAGACCCGCAGGUGCCUUCACGGAGGCACAGACGGGGCGGGAAUGAGCUGCUGAGACCAUUCACCUGUAGAUAUAAGGGCUGCACCAACCGUUACCAAGCCUGGCGAAGUCUGCAGUACCAUAUGUCCAGUAAGCACCUAAUCAAGACAAAAUUAGUGCGGAACAGAAUUGCUGUCUUGGAUGCAAACGGCGCGGAUCUGUCCCGGUUCGACCUCGAUGUCAACUAUGAUUUCACCGACCGGGACGGGGGUGGGGCCGCCAACGGCGGUACCGAACUUCCUCCUGGAGGGCAAGUGAAUAAGCGGUCACAGACCCCAUCAGAUACUGAGCUGGAGAUCUGGCAUGAAGCCAGAAAGAUGCUGCAGGCCACCACCAAUCUAAGUACACUAAAGGAGGGGGUAGCUGUCAGACCCGACUUUGACUAUAAGGAGAACAAGGUUCACUCGUCCAACGGGCAACCUGAUAAAGACAUGUACGGCAAUGCAUGUGAAAGAUCGAAUUCGCAGCCGCAGGGUGAACACGGGUUGGUCCGCGGGAUAAGUCAGUCCCAUGACGAGUCCCAGUCAGUGCCUAACAGUGCGGGCCUGGACCGGAGCUUAACUGCGGAGGACAUGUAUGCAAGCGAGCGGGAGGGGAUCUACGGUGACAGUGGCGACGGUCCGUCUCAGUCGCACACUAGUGCUAACUUUAACGCUAGCACUGCGAGGCCUUCAAACGGUGAAGGUGCUCGAGGGCCAGGAUCAAGAUCAGGCUCAGGCUCCUUCUUAGGCUCAAGCCCAAGGCCUAGGACAGCGAGCGCGGGGUGGGGUAAGAGCGCCCACAAUGUGGGUAUGGUAGCUAUUACGGAUGAUACUGCACUCGUAUCAGCCGGUAAGGUAGGAGGACAUUCGCGAAGGCACAGUACGAACGGGGUCUUGGUCUCCGACUUGCCGUCACAGCCGCUUCCGAAUGUGCAGUCAUAUGGGGGCAGCCACACGCACCAGCUGGGACGCAACCAAGCCAUACAGCACCAGUAUAAUGCGGGUAUGCCAGAACCCACCUUUCACGGGCAGAUGGAAAGCAGUGCGAAUCAGGGCUCGGAUGGGCUUCUAGAGUCGGUGUUGCAGUCGAAUAUGAACGCUGGGGUGAAGGCUGAAAUGGGACAAAGCAUGGUCUCAGGUGUGGAGGCGCAAACUUCCAUGAUGUCUGAGAGUAUGGAUACGAAUAGACUGGGUUUUGGUAACUAUGGCGAAGAUCUGGAUAACUACUAUGCCAGACUGUUUGGUUCUGGUAUGCCGGGUGCUGGGUUGGAUCCGAUGCAGAUGGCGUCGAACGACUCCCCGUCGGGAUUGGAUCUAUAUCUGGCGAAUAGUAUGGGCUGCAUCAGUGAAGGGGAGACAUAUAAUAUCGGUACUAUGGUACAAGAUGGGAUGGGUAUAGGCUGUAUGCGAUCCACCUCGUCGCGGCCCGUCAACACGAUAUCGGAAGUGCAAGAGGACCAUUCAGCUGAUAAUAGUCUGAUGCGGCGAUGGUCGGGGGGUCAGCCGUUCCUGUCAAACAUCAAUGGCCUGUCGUCUGAUGUGGCCGGUAUUACAUCGCCGGUCUGGUUCCAGUCCAUGCAGAACUCGCAGCAAACCGGCACCGAUCAGAACCCACCGAACCACAGCCACAACUCACAUAAUCGUCAACAACAACAACUUCAACACAACACCUUUAACAACCAUCAACAGCAGCAGCAACUAGAACAGCAGCAACAAAUACAGCAGCAACAGGGGCAGCAACGCCACGGAAUGGAGCAACACCCGGCCCUGUCCAUGGCGACAGGGGCGGUGGUUAACAGUGGAUCAUUGCGGCAUAGCACGCAAGGGGUGUUCAAGUUCCCAACGAGUUCGUAUACUUUUCAGAAUAGUGGGAAUAUGACGGACAUGUCGACGUCAGGUGGCUCUGGGUCUGGGGCUACGAUGGAGGAUUCGACGGGGGGUGGUGCUGCGUGGCUGAAUAGUAAUGUAACGUCGACUAAUGCGUUAUACACAGCUAUGGAAGAGGUGGUGAAUGGGAAAGGAGACAAAGUUACGUAA